This is a messenger RNA of Boleophthalmus pectinirostris (great blue-spotted mudskipper), 2568 nucleotides long. RefSeq lists its product as uncharacterized. Lineage: Eukaryota; Metazoa; Chordata; Actinopteri; Gobiiformes; Gobiidae. The record is from RefSeq and is a predicted model, not a curated record. The transcript has 8 exons. The coding region runs from base 93 to 1220 and encodes 375 amino acids.
CGAAACAGAAGACGAAACAGAAGAAGAAACAGAAGAAGAAACAGAAGAAACAGAAGAAGAAACAGAAGAAGAAACAGAAGACGGAGGUGCAGAUGGAGGUGCAGACGGAGGUGAAGAUGGAGGUGAAGAUGGAGGUGCAGAUGCGGAGGUGGAGGUGGAGGUGGAGCGUUGUGACUCUGUUGACCUUCAUGUUUCUUCUGGACUCAGGUGGAGCCUCUCACUCUGUCGUCUCUAAAUUUGAUGGUGAAGCUCAGCUCCCGUGUUCUGGUAUGAAGAACUUCAACUGUUGUGACAUUUCCUGGAGGUUUCAGGGUCUGAAGGCCUCAGCCCCGGUGAACAUGUCUCUGAGCAAGAAGAAAAACGUCAUCCCCAGGUUCAGCUUGAUGAAGAACUGUGGCCUACAGUUUUAUGCUGUGAUGGACAAAGACGUGGGCUGGUAUUUCUGUCACGGCCCUGGACCAGACUCAAAGCUCCUGCACAAAGUCUCUCUGAGUCUGGUCAAAGCUCAGCAGGUUGGUGGUGCUGGGACCUGGAGCUGCUUCCUGUCGUCUCCAGAGCUCCACAGGUUUUCUGUCACGUCUGAAAUGAUGCGCGACUACAAAAAAAACCAGUGGAUUAAGAAUCUUGGACAGAGAAAACUGAAGUGCACAGUCGUGGAUCUGCACACGAAGAAGAAGAAGGAGCUCCACCUCCAACUGCCCGACAGUUUUGGUUUCAAGUAUUUUCUGUGCGGCGUCGUACAAACCUGCAACAAAACACAGAAUAACUCAACUUCCUCCAAAACCUCUGCGAGCCUCAAAACUUCAAACACAACACGACCUGAGGCCCGACCUGAGGCCCGAACCAGACCACUCAUCAGGGUCAAAGUGUUGUCGGGUUUGAUCGCAGGUCUGGGAGUCGCGCUCGUGUCUCUUCUGUUCGUCAUAAUCCUCUUGUGCAAAUGUAAAGCAAAUCAAACUCAGAGGGACAAAAGGAAUGAGGAGGAGCUUCACUACACCACCGUCAUGUUCCAGACCGGACCGGACCAGACCGGAGCGACCCGGAGCGACCCGGUCACGGACGAGGACUUUUACUCCACCGUGAUCUACAGCGACGUGACCUGCUCCACCUCCACCUGUGCCCCACCUGCCCCACCUGCCUCACCUGCCCCACCUGCCCCUGAUCCCACAGCCCUGUACGCCACCGUCAACAAACCAAGACCCAACCAGAACCAGGACUGAACCAGGACUAAACCAAGGCCCAAACAGGACUAAACCAGGACUAAACCAGGACUAAACCAGGACUGAACCAGGACUAAACCAGGACUAAACCAGGACUAAACCAGGACUAAACCAGUUAAUUUUCCAUUUAUUUUUUCCAUAGAUUUUUCCAAGAUUAAGAGACAGUUACUUUAAAUUAAAAAAAUAAAUAUAUAAAAUAAUAAUAAUAAUAAUAAUAAUAAUAAAAAAUGUUGGGCAGUUUAUAAAUUAUUUGAAACAUAUUUUAAAUAAAAUAUUAGUUAUGUUAGUUUUUCUCGCAGAUCCAUGUUUUAUUUUCUUCAGUGUUGUAGUAUGAGAGUUUGUCCAGCAGAGGGCGCUGCAGAUUAACACAACAGGUUUUUCAGCUCCAUUUAAACGUGCAGCGCGUCACAAACGCAACAAAAACAAAAGAAAACGACAAAUAUUUGAUGAAACUCGGAACAAAACAGAAAAGAGACGCUGGAUUCAACAAUGCGUCGCCGUCUGAGUUUUGUUCCAUGAUUAUUAAUUCAUCUUUUGACUCUUUAUCUCGGGUUUGGUUGUGAAAACAUCAGUGUAAACAGAGAAACUCAAGACUUCCCUCUCCCCAGACACCUCCUCCUUAGCCAACUCCUGCUGCGCUGAUUCAGCUUUAGAACUCACCCCCGUUUACUCUAUUUUUGUUCUUUUCUUUACAACUUUUCCUCAAUCUGUCACUCGAAAUUAUAAUAAAUAUUCACGACUGGAGCUGACCCGCUAAAAAAACACAAAAUAAUCAUUAAACAAACAUGAAAACCUGUCUGAGGCACUUUUAAACUCAACCUGGAACUUCCCUUUUUAGUCUUGACCAGUGAGCAGCUCAGUGUAAAUGACCCUGUAAAAAAAAAUAUAUAUAUAAAUAUGAACAGAGUGAGCAGAAUUUCAAAAUAAAAAACUGGGAUUUCCUCAGUUUGUGUUUGUUUUUAAUAAUAAAAUUGUGAAUUGAGUGAGAAAUUAAGGAAAACUGUUCAACUUCGGCCCAUUCAUGACAAACGUGAAUCAAUAAAGUCAUAUUUUCUUUGUGUUUUGGUCGUUUUUAAGCAGCUUUUCUGUAUUUUACCCAAACAAAUGUCAGUUUUUGUCUCUCUUUACUGUUUCAGGAUUAGAAAAUGGUCUAAAAUAGAGACACUGGGGACAUUUCUUGUAUAAAACUGGGACAAAUUUGUGUUUUUUGUAUAAAUCUGCUGGGACAGGGGACACAGGCUCAAAACAGGGACGUCUGGUCACCUUAAAUGUGGAUAUAAUCGCUUUGUGUUGCAUUAUUUGUAUGAAAAUCGCUGUGUAAAUAAAGUUUGACUGAUUAAUUAAUUGA